Aspergillus japonicus CBS 114.51 is the source of this 2531-nucleotide messenger RNA. Its product is annotated as transient receptor potential ion channel family protein. The coding region runs from base 177 to 2405 and encodes 742 amino acids. The transcript has 2 exons. NCBI's taxonomy places the organism in Eukaryota, Fungi, Ascomycota, Eurotiomycetes, Eurotiales, Aspergillaceae. The record is from RefSeq and is a predicted model, not a curated record. Gene Ontology annotation, biological process: fungal-type cell wall biogenesis; transmembrane transport.
UUCGACUUCCCACGACUUCCGCUUUCGGCUCGCGCCAAGUUGGUGCUCUGGAGUACCACCCUUCGAUUUGACCGCCCCGAUAACUACGUCUUCUCCGCAUUACUACAUAAAAUAUUUGACAGAUCCCCUCCGUGGCAGUUGAUGAUAUUGUUGUCGUCGGACACGGCUCGGUCAAUAUGCGAUUAUCCUCCAUCCUCUUCGGGCUUUUCCUCGCCUUGCUCAACACCCUGCAGGUGACUGCCAUCAGGUUGAUCGAAUCCAGCGCUCUCAAUCUAUGUCAAGCGAGCAACAACUUCACUGUUACCUACUUCAGCGUCGUAUUCACUCCCGGCAACCGCUCACUCGCUUUCAGCUUCGAUGGAGUAUCAGCGAUUUCCGGCUAUGUCACUGCGGAAUUGCAGCUCACAGCCUACGGCAUCAGUGUCUUGUCAGAGACCCUGGAUCCAUGUGAAAUGGGCAUCGCGGGUCUCUGUCCUAUGAACACCGGUGCCAUUGAUGUUGCCAAAGCUACCUUGACCAUCCCCGAGUCGGUGAUCAAAGAUAUCCCAGGCAUCGCCUAUACUGUUCCCGAUCUCGACGCUAGUGUGCGUAUCUACAUCAAUUCCACGUCAACGAACUCCAGCAUCACCUGCAUGGAGGCGGAGCUUUCGAACGGCCAGACGGUUUAUCAAAAGGGUGUCGGCUGGGCGACUGCUGUCAUCUCCGGAUUAGGUCUCGCCGCCUCUGCCAUCACCUCGGGAUUGGGGCACUCAAACACCGCAGCCCAUGUCGCAGCCAAUGCCCUUUCCUUGUUCAGCUUCAUGCAGUCUCAGGCCAUGAUUGGCAUGACAUCGGUGCAUAUGCCCCCGAUCGUUGAAGCGUGGACCCAAAAUUUCCAGUGGAGUAUGGGUAUCAUCCAUGUCGGCUUUUUGGAGGAUAUCUGUACUUGGUAUCAGAGAGCCACCGGAGGUACCGCUGCGACGCUACUAUCGAGUCUUUCAACAACUUCGGUCGCAACCUACAAACGUAGAAAACGUGACCUCGAGCUUGAGGAACAAGGCAUUUUCAGACGAGCAAGCGGCUAUCUGAAUUAUAUGCGCAAGCGUGCCUCAGGGAACAGCAAGACAGCGACCGAUUCUACUGUCAUUGUACGAGGUAUCGAGCGUGUUGGUUUCAAGGCCAAAAUCGAAUCGACGAACAUCUUUAUGACUGGUCUCAUCUUCUUUGUUGUCUUUGUUGCUCUGGUCAUGAUCUUGGUCGGCCUUUUCAAGCUUGGCUGUGAACUGUUAGCCAAGCAGGGUAGGAUGAAGAGCAACAAGUUCCAGGACUUCCGGAACGGCUGGAAAGUGGUAGCCCGUGGCAUUCUCUUCCGGCUGACGCUGAUCGGCUUUCCCCAAAUGGCUGUUUUGUGUCUAUGGGAGCUUACCCAGCGCGACUCGGCUGCGGAGGUGGUUCUGGCCAUCGUCAUGUUCCUGUCGGUGGUCGCCGCUCUGGGUUGGGCAUCUCUCAAGGUGCUCCGCCUAGCAAACCGAUCAACUGUGAUGCACAAAAAUCCGGCCUAUAUUCUCUUCUCUGACCCAACCUGCCUGAACAAGUGGGGUUUCUUGUAUGUGCAAUAUCGCGCAACUGCAUACUACUUCAUUCUUCCUUUCCUCGGCUAUAUCUUCGUUAAGGGCAUGUUCAUUGGCUUGAGUCAACCGGCUCCUGUUGUCCAGACUAUUGCCUUGGUCAUUAUCGAGGCCUGCAUGCUCAUCGCAGUUAGUGUGCUGCGUCCGUGGAUGGAUAAGAAAACCAACAUCUACAACAUCGCCAUCGCUGCGAUCAACUUUCUUAACGUCAUCUUCCUCCUCUUCUUCUCGAAUGUCUUCAAUCAACCCGGCAUUGUUACUGGUGUCAUGGGCGUCGUGUUCUUCGUGAUCAACGCAAUCUUCGCCCUCGUGCUCUUGAUCAUGGUGUUGGUCGCUUCUAUCUACGCCAUUGUAUCCAAGAACCCGGACACACGCUAUCAGCCGAUGAGGGAUGACCGGGGUUCAUUCAUCAAGUCGGGCAGCCAGCUGACGACCGAACUGGAUGCCUUGGGUGCGACGGCCCGUGGCGACAUGAAGAAUUCGCCCUACAAGUCCAGUCCGUUUGAAGAUGAUAACGCGUCUUUCUCCAGCGGUAACGGGGCCAGUGUCAGCCGUCAGAACCUUGAGGCUCCUGAGCCCUCGCCGAACCACGCUGCGCGCUCGCCGGCCUCCCCUGUGGACCCUUCGUUGCCGCUAUUCCCCAGCGACAACCGCAAUGGCUCGCAUGACGCCAAUUUUGGACGCUCACCAUCGCCUGUGCCGCGUGGUUACACCUCCUCUCCCAUGCAAAACCCACACGCAUACCGGCAACAAAACAACCCGAGUCCAUGGCAAAGAGGAGCAGGAUAUGAUCACUGAAGUUGAAGAAUUCACCUGAAUUGCUUUCUAGCCUUGCUUGUGAUGAAAUUAUGGCCUUGUGUGUGUGCGCGUGCGGGGAGAAGGCAUGGAUUGACUCCUAUUCUAUUCUAUUCACGAGCCAUUCUA